Molecule: messenger RNA, 1972 nt
Organism: Lindgomyces ingoldianus
Lineage: Eukaryota; Fungi; Ascomycota; Dothideomycetes; Pleosporales; Lindgomycetaceae
Product: HAD-superfamily hydrolase
Exons: 3
Coding region: 367-1668 (433 amino acids)
Biological process (GO): glycerophospholipid biosynthetic process
Cellular component (GO): mitochondrion
Source: RefSeq, a predicted model, not a curated record
UUUCAGGGUCCAACAACGACGUCGUCGAUAGCACCCUGCUAUUAGGCGCACCGAUGAAAUUGUUUACCAACAGGGUCGGCGCCGCGUGUACUCGUCGUGUAUAUGACUCCACAGUUCUCCCUUCAUCCGCUUGAGGUCACUGAACACUCAACCAUCUCCACAAUACCCACUGUCCUCUCCUCCAUUUCAAGGGGGUGCCUAGAACAACUCCAGCCUCACUAUAAUUGCACCAGAGUUCAAAGGUGGACUGUUCCUAGCCCAUCAUCGCUAUCCGCAUUUACUUCUCCGCACACAGCUUGAUACCCCAACAUUUUAUACACGACACCUUUCCCACUCCUCCAUCAAUCUCCCCGAACAUUGCCCAUCAUGUCAGGGCCAUCAAUAAUUGUGCCUUCCUCUGGAAGCCGCUUCGUGCGGCGCCUCAGCUCGAGUGAGGCAACUCGCGAGUCCUUGUCGAUGGGGCCAACUGUCGUUGUUCCUCCAAAACACCUCAUGGCUCCCUCAGACGCCAACGAAGUAGCUUCUGCCAUGGAAACUGCGAGGCAUGAACUGGACUCGUCAGCUACCCCAGGAACUCCCAUUACGCCCCCGGAGACGGCCAUGACUGACAAGUACGCCUACGCUUUCGAUAUAGAUGGUGUCCUCAUCCGCGGAGGAAAACCUAUUCCCGAGGCCAUCGAAGCCAUGAAAGUGCUGAACGGCGAGAAUGAAUAUGGCAUCAAAGUACCAUACAUCUUCGUCACAAACGGUGGCGGCAAGACUGAGCAGGAACGAUGUCUUCAACUGAGUCAACAACUAGAGAUUGAGGUCUCGCCCGGACAGUUCAUCUGUGGCCACACUCCCAUGCGAGAAAUGGCCGAGAGAUACCACACCGUUCUCGUCGUUGGUGGCGAAGGGGAGAAGUGCCGUCAAGUCGCCGAGGGAUACGGUUUCAAGGAUGUUGUUACGCCUGGUGAUAUCAUCAAAGAUAACCAAGAUACGACCCCUUUCCGUAAACUCACCAUUGAAGAGUACGACAAUUCUAGACUUCGGAAUUUCGGCGAAAUCGAAAUCAACGCAAUUUUUGUGUUUGCAGAUAGCCGAGACUGGGCUUCGGACCAGCAGAUCAUUCUCGAUCUUCUAAUGUCAAAAAAUGGUCGCUUGGGCACCCGGUCCGAGACAUUUGAUGAAGGCCCCCCUGUCUUCUUCUCGCAUAACGAUGUCGUUUGGAGUACCUCGCAUGACCUUACUCGCAUCGGCAUGGGCGCCCUUCGCGUGUCUCUCGAAGCUAUGUUCAAGGCCGUCACCGGAAAGGACCUGAGAACUACUGCAUUCGGCAAGCCUCAAAUUGGCACAUUCCAGUUUGCCACUCGUCUGCUACAGCAGUGGCGCAAGGAUAUCCACAGCAUUGAUUCUCCCCCAGACACUGUAUACUUCGUUGGAGACACUCCUGAAUCCGAUAUUCGAGGCACAAACGAGUUCGACAGUCAUGCCAACAACAGCUGGUAUUCCAUCCUCGUCCGUACUGGCGUGUUCCAGGAGGGUACCAAGCCACGCUUCCAACCAAAGGCAACUGUCGACACUGUCCUCGAGGCUGUCAAGCAUGGCAUGGAGCGUGAAUAUAAGAAAGCCUUGAAGGCUAGUAUUCAGAAAGCACCAGGUAUUGACAAUGCUAUCAUGGAAGAAUAGAUCUCUUCGCAUGGAAUGGACUAAAAAUUCACAUAUCUUCAAUUUGCAGCAUAGCAUCCGGCGUUCGUGGGUGGUUUGAUUUCGAUGUCAUCAUCAUCAGCCUAAAACCAGUAGGCUUGCAUAGAACGGCGAUUUUCGCCUCGCAUACACAUAGACUCAGGCAUGUACAUAGGAACAUAUAGAGAUAGGUGGCUGUGGUGAUGACACCACGUGAGAUAUUGGUGACAAUUUCAGUCGUCAUGAACUUAUACAGUCGGCAGAAUCAACGACGUAAAACUUUCUCAGGUAGUUAUUUCUGUUCAGG